This is a messenger RNA of Synchiropus splendidus (mandarinfish), 1739 nucleotides long. RefSeq names its product tropomyosin 3 (gene tpm3). Gene Ontology annotation, biological process: muscle contraction; actin filament organization. NCBI's taxonomy places the organism in Eukaryota, Metazoa, Chordata, Actinopteri, Syngnathiformes, Callionymidae. Gene Ontology annotation, molecular function: actin filament binding. The record is from RefSeq and is a predicted model, not a curated record. Bases 103 to 957 code for a protein of 284 amino acids. Gene Ontology annotation, cellular component: actin filament. The transcript has 10 exons.
CCCACCCAGCUUAGGCAGAGUUCGGGGUAUCAAGCUUUUGCCAGGUUCUGUCUUCUUCGUCUCUCUUGGUUUUCAACCACAAAAGAAGCGGCAUCAACAAAAAUGGAGGCCAUCAAGAAGAAGAUGCUGAUGCUGAAGGCUGACAAGGAGAAUGCAUUGGACCAGGCAGAACAAGCUGAAGCAGACAAAAAGGCAGCUGAGGAGAGAAGCAAACAGCAUGAAGAUGAACUUCUGCAGAUGCAAAAGAAGCUAAAAGGGACAGAGGAUGAGCUGGACAAGUAUUCAGAAGCCCUGAAAGAUGCUCAAGAGAAGCUGGAAGUGGCCGACAAGAAGGCUGCGGAUGCAGAGGCAGAAGUGGCUUCCCUCAACAGACGCAUCCAGCUGGUAGAAGAGGAGCUAGACCGAGCCCAGGAGAGACUGGCAACAGCUCUGCAGAAGCUGGAGGAGGCUGAGAAGGCUGCCGAUGAAAGCGAAAGAGGGAUGAAGGUCAUCGAGAACAGAGCCCUCAAGGAUGAAGAAAAAAUGGAGCUCCAGGAGAUUCAGCUGAAGGAGGCAAAGCACAUCGCAGAAGAAGCAGACCGCAAAUAUGAGGAGGUAGCUCGUAAACUGGUGAUCGUUGAGGGCGAGCUGGAGAGGACAGAGGAGAGGGCGGAACUGGCGGAGGCUAAAUGCGCCGAACUUGAAGAGGAACUGAAGAAUGUUACCAACAACCUGAAGUCUUUGGAGGCCCAGGCUGAAAAGUACUCACAAAAGGAGGACAAGUAUGAGGAGGAGAUCAAGAUUCUGACAGAUAAGUUGAAAGAGGCAGAGACAAGGGCCGAGUUUGCUGAGAGGUCUGUGGCCAAACUGGAGAAGACCAUUGAUGACCUGGAGGAUGAGCUGUAUGCACAGAAGCUCAAGUACAAAGCCAUCAGUGAGGAACUGGACAACGCCCUCAAUGACAUGACCUCCAUAUAAAGCUAUGGAGGACACAAUUAAACAACUGCAAAAAAGCCAUCCAGCUGUCUAUGUUCAACUAUCUGUUGGAUUUCUUUGUGGAUUCUUUGUCAGCCAUGACUUCAGAGAAGCUCUAUUUAUAUUUCAAAGUCGUACACUUUAGGUGACUUGAAAGGUGCUAGGCUCCAUUUCAACGUUUAACAACCAAAUAAACUCAAAUGUCACAGUAAACCUUUUUCCUUCCAUAUUUGGCAUCAUUAUUUACACAAUGUGGACAAAACAUUUUCGAUUUUUUUUUUUCACAUUUAAUAUGCUAAUGACGGGCGCACGGGCGCAGCUGUGCGAUUGUACUGUAAGAGACAUGUUGUGCUGUUGACAUCUUGUGCCGCUGUUGGCAAAAUGUGCCCAUCUCUUUGCUCUUUGCAAAUGAGUGUAUAACAGGGUUUCCGCCACAUAUAAACUAGUGAGGCACACCAGCACAGCUUAAAUGAGAGCCACUGCGCCAUCAGAAAAAUUCCAAAAUCCCACAUGAUCAAACAUUAAAAUGAAGUGGAAACAUAGAAACAAACGGAUAACACAUAACACAUCAUGGAGGUGGUCUUGUACGUAAUGGAUUUUGCUGUGUUGUUCGCAGAAAAAUCUCUGAAGAAACAUCAUACAAUGACUGACCAAACUCAAGUCAUGCGUUCCGGCCAGACAUAUGAAAAGACGGACUGCUUGGAUCAGAGGCAGAUGUUCUUGUCAUGAUUAAAACGUAGCGUUUCUGCUGUCACCAAUUUAGUGACUGACAAAAGGUUCCCCUC